UAGUAUUUAUUUUUUAUAAAAUUUUAAACCCUAAUUCCAAAACUCCACCCCUUAACUCUAAACCCUAAGGUUUGGAUUAAUUAACCCAAGGGGUAUACGUGUAUAUUUACCUCUUUAAUGAAACCUAUUUUUGUGACUUUGAGCCUUGAGUGCUACUUUGGGAACAAAAACUUGGUUUGGUGCUAUCCUAGUCUUUUUCUCUUUAUUUAAUCUUCUUUAAACCACCGAAUUAUCUGAUUAGACCAAAUAAAUAGUGGUUCUCAUAAACCAGCUCCUUAUUUCUGCUUAACCGGCUUCAGUCUCUAGUUUAGUUACUUAUAUCUCUAAACUACCUAGUUAAUCAUCUCCAAAAAUAAACUCUAUUUUGAAGUUUCUAAAACUCCAUAUUUGAAGUUUAAAGGUGUUCUUUUCCAAAAGAAAAACUUCAAACUCAACUUAAAAACUAUUUAUAUUUUAUAAUAUGGUCCUUAUAUUUGUCAUAACUAAUUUGAAUUCAUAAAACUUUUAUAAAUAACAAGCACAUAUAUAAACAUAUUACAAUAAUAUUAAUUAAUAAAAUAUUUUAUUAAAUAUAAAAAUUUAAAUAAAAAUAACUUAAUUAAUAUUAAACUUUAAACAAAAUAAAAUGAUUUUUUGUAAUGCAUAUAUGAUCUAUUAGUGAAUUUUGAAGUAAAAAUGUCUCUCCUUAUUUGUACUUUGUAGAUUACGAGCUAAAAGUUGUUGAAAUCGGGUAAUAUUGAUAUUUCUAAAUACAUUAGUUUGGAACAAGAAAGUAAAAGAAAAACAUAAAAUAUUGCUAAAAGACUAAUUUUUUCGAUGAUAUUAAUACUCAUGAAUACAUUCGAUAUGAACAAGAAAUAAUUGUACGAAAAAACAUCAAAAACAAUAACAACAACCAUCUUCAGUUACACAAAAAAAAUUUGGACAAUAUUUGAAAAUUUGAAGGUUCCGGAUCAAACUUACCUGAAUAUUAGUAUUCUUGUAAUAUUUAAAUUUGUGUAAUAGUUAUGUCUUUAUGUAAUUUUUAAAAUCUUUUUGUUAAGUUUUUUUUGUAUAUUAUUGUUGACUAAAUCUAGCUUAAAAUAUUUUAGAUCUUAUUUUAAAGGUUUAUUUAAAUUUAUGUGUAAAAUUUAAAAUCUGUAAACAAAAUUUAAAAUAUUUAUGAGAUAUAAUUUUUUUAACGAUUAAAACAAUAAACAAGAAAAUAUUUAUGAAUCAUAAAGGUGAUGUGUGAUUAUAGGGACCAAAAUGCAAAUAAAAAUAUGAACCUUCAAAUUUGAAGUUUUGAGUAGUGAAACUUCAAAUAUAGAGUUUCAUCCCUCAAAACUUCAAAUUUGAAGUUUUUUUUUUUGAAAGCAAAAAAAAGUUAUAGAAUGUCUUUUGGAGAUGCUCUAAGCCAAAUAAAAUAGAUCAUAACCAACCAUUGAAUUUGGAAAUUUUGUCUCAUAAGAUUAUAUUAUUUAAUAAAAUCUUGAAGAUAAAUAAAAUUAAGUGAAGAAAAUGGAAAAUCUUACAACGGUUAGAAACAGAAGACAAAGAAAAAGGAAACUUUGAAGAGGCCUGAGUUCCAAGUAAGUAAACGUGUGUUAGGGAAACAAAAUCAAAUCUAGCAGGAGUCGGUUAACGAUACUCUCUCUUUAUAUACAAACACGUAAGCUCACUCUUUCUAACAAUACAAAUCAUUCUCUCCACUUUCGUUGCUUCCAAACCCUAUUUUCUCAGUCGCGCGAGAAAGAGAGAGAGAAGGAUGGAGAAGCAUGAGUUCUUAGAACUGUUUGAAGCUGCAACCAAAGCUGCAAAAUCUGCUUCGAGAGGAGACGUUAAGAACUCUCCUGCGGUCUCUAGGUGCGUCGAAGCCAUAAAGCGUUUGAGAGAAGCUCCAGAGUCACUUGCUUGCGAGAUGGUCAUCGAUCGCAAAUACCCUCAAAUUGGAAAGAGUCACGGCCUUUUCACGGAGCACAAAAACCCUAGAAUCCAAUCCGAGGGAAAGAUUCUUUACUCUCUUUGGCUCAGAUAUCUCUACGCAACGGGGAGGAAACAGAGCUCACGACCUCGUGAUCGGACGGUGGUGAAGAAUAAGAAGAAGCUUGUGGAGGAGGAGAUGGUUUCGAGGACGACGACUGGGGAUUCUAACCGAGACAAAGUGCGUGAGAUUCUUCACAAGUCCUUGUCUAAAGUGGCUGUUGAGAUAAAGGAAGGAGUGGUUUCUUGCGAUUCUUGGAGUGUGGCCGCGUCCGUUGAAUCUGCAAUGUUUGAGAAACUAGGUUCUUUUGAAGGGACUCAAAAAAUAAAGUACAGAUCGAUUCUUUUCAACAUGGGAAAUAGCAGCAACCCAGACCUGAGAAGGAAAGUGCUGUUCGGUGAGAUCAGUGGAGAGAGGCUGGUGACGAUGGAGAAAGAAGAGAUGGCUAGCCACAAGAUUCAGUUGGAAGUUCAAAAAAUCAAAGAGAAAGCCAGAGAUAAGGAAGAGAAUCGAGUGAAGAGUAUGAUCAUGUUUCAGUCAGACAGUAUGAUCAUGACUUAAGCACAAAAUAUAGAUUCUCAGUUUAUUAAUUGUAUAGUAAUUAGUCUCUUGUCUUGGUGGUCUCAAUGUAAGAACACUUUUAAAGUUCUGCGUUGCCAAGUUUAAUUUGCAACUCUUGUCUUGUUUCAUAUGUUAAAAACAAAGUACAUAUAUAUUCUCAGUCUUAUUACAUGAUUUGAUUCAAUGUUCGAUUUCAUUACUCGGUUGGUGCGAAGCUAAUGUUUCCACAAAUUUACCAAACAAUGUAUAAAUGUUUGCUGAGAAUUAUUUGAUUCAUCAUUCUGAAUAGAUGAGCUCCCAAGAAAGCGUGGCUCCUCUUUAGCAAUACUUUGACUCUGGACGUUCAAGAUUUGUUGACAAAAAAAAAAAAAGGUCCCAAUCAACAUCAUCUUCGUCAUCACACUUUCUACUGUUCUAACCUGAUCUCUUGUCCACAAGAUAUAUACCGUUGAUACUAUCUUUAGUCAGAUCACCAGAAUAUAUUAGUCAUUUGUCAUACACGAUUUGAUUAAACAGACAGUCUACAAACUUUUCAAAUGUCCACAAAAAAAUGCAAAAGCUUCAGUUGCACUACAUCAACUUCACCAUUCUGCAAAUAUGCAAUAAUGCACCUUCGGGGUUCUCAUAAAACAGACAGAAACCUUACAUGAUCUAUACACAUUCAAACUCUCAAAUAAACUUGAAAUCACAUCUGAUAACUACUAGUACUCAGUAAUCAGCCUAGUUGACAAAAAAUAACAAUAGUGUACAAAAUAACCAUAGUUCCAACCUCUAUAAGAACUUGUUAUGUGUUUAAUCUUUCGAACUCUUAGCGAUGCAUAUACGUAUGAACGAACGCCAAAGUCUCUAUCAGUAUUGUACAUUGUAUACGCUUUUAUCUAAUAACAAGGUGAUUUAUCAUAAAUAUCACAUUGCUGUGGAUUCCAUUAGAGAAGGCUGUAAUGAGGCUCUGGUAAGCUUAAGUAAUACAGGCUACCAUCAACGAUACUGCAUCGUACCAGCAAUCAUUAGAUAGAAGUAAGGAGUACAAUAAAUAAGACAGACGUCCAGAAAUGCAACAAAUGUAAUGAAAAUUCUUCAACGUCUACAUGUUACCAUUAACUCAAAACGUGCCAGUGGUAUCUUUAUGGUGAUAAAGAAUGGACACAUCAAAUUAUCCCAAUAUGAAAAUAUUUGUCGACAUAAAAUGUGGAAAUGCAUUUUUUCAUGAAAUUCUAUUUUACAAAAAACCAAAACGUGAAUACGUUUUUGAAGAAAAACAUGAAAAUAUAUUUUCCGCAAAAAAUAAAAACUCUUGUUUCCCUCUAGAACACAUAAAAUUAUGUUUUCUACAAAUUGUAAACUUGUUUUUAACAUAAAAUUCUAUCUUUUUUGUUAAAAUCAUAAUAUUUUAUUUUCUUUCAAAAGCUCCAAAUUAUAAAAUCUAAUCCGGAUAUGAGACUUUGCAUUUUGUAUUUUUAAGAGAAAAAUAUAAUUAUUUUCAUAAAAAAUGAAAUGUUAUGUUUUGACAGAAAACUUAAAUCAGAAAACUUAAAUCAGUUUUGGAUUAAAAAUCAUAUUUUAUAUUUAUGGCGCAAAAUAUGGAAUUGCAUUUUAGCAGAAAACAUGAUUUAUGUUUUCAUGGAAAAACUAUUUAUGUUUAUAAGUGUCUAAAACACAAUAAUGUAAAACAAACAAAUCAACAAUAAUAAUAUAAUUAAUUUAGUAAAAACUCCUUUAUUAAAAGAGUUUUCAUUACAUUCUAUCCCCUGAGAUAGUACUCUCAUAUGACGUGAAUUGAAUUAUUCGUUGUAAAAUCGUUCGUAAAUUUUCUAAGUUUAUAAUAAUGUAGUUAUCUAGCGUUAAAAAAAUAAUGUUUGUAUUCGAAUCGCAUCUACAUCUUCUUGUCCAUUCAAGAAUAUAGGAAAAUCGCACUGCACCCAAAUCAUAUCUCCCAAUACAUAAUUCUAAUUAAUUGCAUCUGUUUCAAAACUCAUUGCUUCCCGCAUAAAAUAACAGUUGUGCUUAAAUUACUGUGGCAUUCGGAGCCUUAACCCAUUUAACAUGGCACCAACCCCCUCCCAAAUUUAGUAAAUAGGUGUGAUAACUUUAUUAUCCAUCUGAAACCAAAGUAAUCGGCAAGCAUCGUAAAUACUUAGGUACUAAAUAAGAAAAUAUCAAUAGAAACAUAAUAUGAAUGAAUAUUUUAACCGACUUUGGACCAUAUUAUCAUUCAGUUAACUGUUACCGGAAUUCAGGAAGAGUAAUCAGUUUAUUAUGUUGCUUCAAUCUAAAUAUAUUAGCAUGGCAACGCACAUAUAUUCAUAUAUAAACCUCUAGGCAUACCUAAGUUUAGUGAAUAUAAAAUCUGGUCUAGCUCUGCUCCUCAUAAAGAUGAGCAAAAAUAUCAAUACAUCAUAAUAUAGAAAAUAGAAAACAACAUAAGAAAAUUAUAAAACUUGGGUGCAAAGCAAAGGGAUUACGGUUUCUUGAGAUAAACUCAUCCAAAUGGUGGAAUCAAUGAGUGCAUCACAAAAAAAAAAAAGAUGAGUGCAUUAUGCUGUAUUCAUCAUUAAUAAUCUUGGUGUAGAAAUUAUAAUAGAUCACUCCAA
Brassica rapa (field mustard) is the source of this 5115-nucleotide messenger RNA. RefSeq names its product transcription elongation factor TFIIS-like. The record is from RefSeq and is a predicted model, not a curated record. Gene Ontology annotation, biological process: DNA-templated transcription. NCBI's taxonomy places the organism in Eukaryota, Viridiplantae, Streptophyta, Magnoliopsida, Brassicales, Brassicaceae. Gene Ontology annotation, cellular component: nucleus.